This is a messenger RNA of Thunnus maccoyii (southern bluefin tuna), 1786 nucleotides long. It is a transcript of the gene mrm1, whose product is annotated as mitochondrial rRNA methyltransferase 1 homolog (S. cerevisiae). Bases 283 to 1434 code for a protein of 383 amino acids. Gene Ontology annotation, cellular component: mitochondrion. Gene Ontology annotation, biological process: rRNA methylation. Gene Ontology annotation, molecular function: RNA binding; RNA methyltransferase activity. The transcript has a single exon. Lineage: Eukaryota; Metazoa; Chordata; Actinopteri; Scombriformes; Scombridae. The record is from RefSeq and is a predicted model, not a curated record.
UUAGACUUUUAUGUUAUAGGUAAAAGCGCUCGACUUCCUGUCAUAAUCUCGCGCGCUUGACGCAGCUGGAUGUCACAUGUGCGUAACUCUGUAAGGGCCGCAAACAUACCAGCUAUGUAGUGGUACAGUCAGUGUUGAUUGAUGCACAAAGGUAACACAGUUCAGACUUUAUUAAUCAUGUUAGAUACUGAGUGAAAUCUGAUCUUCUGAGGCAGCUGAAUCACGUUUCUGUUGGACAGCUACACUUCCAGGUGCCUUUGGACAAACUUCAACUGUUUUAAUAUGUGGGUUUUCACCUCUACACAUCAGCACAAGAUGCUACUUGUCUGUACUAGAGGAUUAUACAAGCCUGUAUCAGUCACAGGAGAAGUCUCUCUGUUCGCUUGUUACCAUAAAACACAAGUUCUCCUGCGCUCUGAGGACAGCAACAUCAAACCAGUAGUGAGGAGACGACGCAGUGUGUUAAAAGACUUAAACAAGCCUGUGGCAUCUGACCAUGAGAGGUCAGCUGUGAGUAAAACCUGGAGGAAUGAGAAGCCAGGGUUACAGACGAGAGACGACUACAGAGUAUCAUCUGAACUCAGGAAACUGUGUCUGGAGGACUCUGAGGACUGGGAGCGGCCGGCGAGACAGAGGUCAACACAGGACUCCAAAGCAGACGACUAUGAGAUUGUUUUUGGCAUCGCUCCCUGUGUCUUGGCACUCACUCAGGGUAGAAGAAAGGCCCGUAAACUGUUUGUUAAAGAUGGCGAGGCCUCUCACAGGGCCUCUGUGUUAAAGGUGUGUGAGGAGGCUCAUCGGAGAGGAGUACAGGUCCAGCGGGUCAGUAAGAAGGAUCUGGACAAGAUGUCUGCAGGGCGAGUACACCAAGGAGUUUGUCUACAAGCUAGUCCACUGAACUAUCUCACCGAGGACUCUGCAACUAAAAGAAAAGACGACACCACGCCUCUCUGGCUUGUCCUGGAAGGAGUUCAGGACCCGAUGAAUCUUGGCGCCAUCCUGCGCUCUGCGUAUUUCCUCGGCGUGGACAGAGUCGCCAGCAGUCUUCGCUCCAGCUGUCCUCUGUCCCCGGUGGUCAGCAAGGCCAGCUCAGGCGCCAUGGAGGUGAUCGGGGUGUACGGAUAUGAAAACCUUGAAGAUAUGCUGAAGCUGAAGGUGGCACAGGGCUGGCAGGUGGUUGGCACCGUGGGAGCCGAGGCAGAGGAGCGCCAGAUUCCUGUCACCCGGUGUUCAGACUUUCAGAUGACCAGACCCACGUUGUUGUUGAUGGGGGGUGAGGGGGAAGGAUUGUCCGAGAAGCUGCUCUCUCUGUGCCAAACUCUUCUCACCAUCCCAGCUGGCAGAGAUUUGUUCCCCGGUAUCGAGUCUCUCAACGUCUCUGUGGCUACGGGCAUUCUGCUGCACUCUCUGCUGUCCUCCAGGAGGUCGCCAUGAUAAUGACCACUGACCAAAGAUGGAAGGAAAUCAGCCAGAAAACUGAAUCAAUAUGUGCACAAUUAAUGUGUGUAUUGUGACAUUUGAACAGUUGUGUUGUAUGUGAGUGAUUAUUUCUGAUGAUGUACUGAAAUUGAAUAUUCCACUGUAAAUUUAGAGGAUAAGUCAGGUGAUAUUUGUUUCUUAUUAUUAACAAAUUCCAUGAAAAGGACAAAACCAGCAAUGAAUUGAUCUUACCAACAAGUAUUUUCUCUGCGUCUGAUGUCCGAUAGCUUAUUUUUUUGUGCCAUAGAGCUCCGUUGUUGUCCAAAAACUAUUAAUGAGCCACACACUGUAGUUUAUCUUGAGUCAG